Messenger RNA from Halichondria panicea, 1559 nucleotides. RefSeq lists its product as uncharacterized. Bases 229 to 1482 code for a protein of 417 amino acids. The transcript has a single exon. The record is from RefSeq and is a predicted model, not a curated record. Lineage: Eukaryota; Metazoa; Porifera; Demospongiae; Suberitida; Halichondriidae.
UGGAAUAGUGGCGUGUGCCACAUGAAUAAAGUAAUUACAAAUAAUUAUAGUUUAAUCCUUAUAUAGUUUGUUCUAUUAUAAACAUGGCUUAUAUUACACCACCAUGCAUAUAAUCUUGGUCAUUAAGCUUACCUAGCAUUGCUUUAGUACUUCCACUCAUUGAUUAGUAGAGUUUGUUGUUCAUAACUUCAAGAUUUUUGAAAAAGCCUUAGAUCAGUUUGUGUGAACAUGGACAAAAAUGAAUCUUGUGUAGUCCCUUAUGAGGACAGCUUACUCACCCAAGUUUAUAAUGGUGCAAUGAAACGGUUUAAAUGUCUACCUUCAAUGUCGGAUGCUGUCGAAAAAGCUGAAAGGGAUAUGCAAAGUAUUCUUAAAGAUAUUACAGCUGAUUCAGAUCCUGAAGUGAAAGUUAAGAUUGCCAUUCUACAGAAGGAAUUUGAGGAUUUUAUUCAAGUAGGCAAAGACUAUCUAGAAGAGUGUCUUUCGAUGGCGAAGUAUGCUGCCAAUGAGCAGCACCUUACUGAAAUCAAGGAACAAUUAGGAAGAAAAGUCUUAGACAAUCUAAAAGAGUUUAUCGAUUACCUAAGCGACUACCUAAAAAAUUGUGAUGAAUCUUUUGAAAAAUUUCGAAAAUGUAACGAAGAAAUGAGUAUCCAAAUUUCUGGUGCCCAAAAAGACUUCUCUGAUCAACACAAAGAAGCGGAAGAAAAAGCAAUUGAUGCUGUGAAGAAACAUGAGAGGGCUAUUGUCGAUAAAGACAAAACAGGAUUAAAAACCCUAUUUGAUACAGUUGGUAUUGCUAGUGUCCAAGCAGGAGCCAUGAAUGUUAUAUCACUUCAGGCAACUUUCGGUACAAGUCUCUGUAGCAUCUUCCUAUCAUAUUUAGCACAUACUAAUGAGGGAACAGCAGUCCUAGAUGUUAGGAAGCAGAAGAGAGCACGAGAAAAGAUGGAAAAGAAAGAGAAGAUAUUUCAAGACGCUUUGAACACUGUUAGCAGUUUGUGCGUGUUAGUAUUGAAUGCUGCAUCAUUCGUUGGUAAAAUUAAAUCUGGCUCUAGCCAUGUUUCGAAAGCAAUUGAAAAGAACGAAAAGAAGAGGGGAUUGAAAGAUGUUGCUGACUCCAACAAAAAGGAUUUUCAAUUCCAUGAUCUCACUAACAAAAUGGAUAGGCUACAACGAGCUGCUAGUGAAAUUUUAAAGAAAAUCGGAGAAGAUGGAACAACUCCAAUUAGCUCAAAAUCUGAUGAGCUUGUUUCGAAUACUCAACCACACCAAACGACUGACCAAGGCCAAGCAACAAUGCAAGACAUCAGGAAGACUCUAAACAUACCGUCUCAGCCGAACGGUAAUUUUAGCAGCCCCUCCCAAGAUGGCGAGACAGUUCCUCCUUUAGAAGAAGCCGAACAGGAAUUAGUUGGCCCUGAACAAGCUGAACAGGAAAUUGGUAACUCUGAACACACAGAACUAGUUGCGAAACAAUAGCUGAACCUUGAUACAUAAUUAUACAUACGGGUUUCAAAUGCAAAUGUUUAUUUUUGCUCGUUGUUGUUAUUUUGUCA